AUGGCACAAUUUAUUCCUUAUUCAGUUGCAAUGGUCACUCCAUUCACCCAAGAGGGCUGUCUUGAUGUGGCUUCUGUACCAGCUGUGGUGAAAUACUAUCUGGAUCAAAAUAUCCCUGGUUUACUUGUCAGCGGGUCGACAGGCGAACAACACUGCAUGACCAUUGCAGAGCGCAAGCAGUUGUAUAACUUGGUUGCAAAGGCUGCUGCUGGAAGAUGUCAACUUUACGCAGGCGUUGCUGCAUUCAAGACUCAAGAUGCAAAGGAACUAGCACAAGCAGCAAAAGAAGCCGGUUUUUCGGGCAUAAUGCUCGGGUUCCCUCCGUAUCGCCGCCCGUCACAAGCAGAAGCUGAGACAUACGUAAAGCAAGUCGCAGAAAGCGCAAAAGAAUUGCCCAUCUUCCUUUAUAACAAUCCUCCCAGAACUGGGUUCGACUUGGAACCAGAGACGUUUGUUCGUAUUGCGAAAACAGUUGAUAAUGUCUGCGGACUAAAGGAAGCCGGAAAUCCUGAAAAUGUAAACAAAAUCAAGCCUGCUUUGGGGGACACUGUAGACACAUAUAGCUUCUUUACCGGGAGCGAUUCAAACUUUAUUGACCAAUUCGUAACGAAAGGAUACACUGGAAUAACAUCGAUUGCCGGAAAUGUUUAUCCGGAUCAAUGCAAGAGUAUUGUUGAUCAUUUACUGAAAAAUCAAAUCGAGCAAGCCAAAAAAAUCUGGGAAAACAUUGCCCCUGGAAUUCAACUUUUGCAAAUAGCGGGAAUGGUUCCAAGCAUCAAGUACAUCUUACGUAAGAAAAGCGUUCCCGUCGGUUACUGCCCUCCUCCACUUUUAGACGUUAGCGACGAAGUAAAGCAAGCAUUAGACAAGAUCUUUUUCGCAUAA
This is a messenger RNA of Rhizopus microsporus ATCC 52813, 885 nucleotides long. Its product is annotated as dihydrodipicolinate synthetase. The record is from RefSeq and is a predicted model, not a curated record. Gene Ontology annotation, molecular function: 4-hydroxy-tetrahydrodipicolinate synthase activity. Lineage: Eukaryota; Fungi; Mucoromycota; Mucoromycetes; Mucorales; Rhizopodaceae. The transcript has a single exon. Bases 1 to 885 code for a protein of 294 amino acids.